This is a messenger RNA of Impatiens glandulifera, 2929 nucleotides long. Its product is annotated as interaptin. The record is from RefSeq and is a predicted model, not a curated record. NCBI's taxonomy places the organism in Eukaryota, Viridiplantae, Streptophyta, Magnoliopsida, Ericales, Balsaminaceae. The transcript is spliced from 8 exons. Bases 68 to 2899 code for a protein of 943 amino acids.
UGUCGUCUUGAGGAAGUGAAGUGAAGUUUAGGUUGUAAGAACAAAGAAAUUAAAAGUUGACUAAACCAUGUUCUCAUCAAGAUGGAGAAGCGAAAAGAACAAGAUCAAAGCAGUUUUCAAGUUGCAGUUUCAGGCAACUCAGGUGCCAAAGUUGAAGAAGAAAGCCCUGAUGAUAUCUCUUGUUCCAGCUGAUAUUCAAAGGCCGACAGUAAAACUGGAGAAAGCUGCAAUUGUGAAUGGAUCCUGUUAUUGGGAAACUCCCGUAUAUGAAACAGUAAAACUAACCAGGGAAACAAAGACCGGAAGGAUUAACGAGAAAGCUUACCAUUUUGUAGUGUCAACUGGAUCAUCUAAAUCAGGUUUCCUGGGAUCAGCCUGUCUGAACUUUGCAGAUUUUUUAGAGGAAGAAGAAGAUAAACCUCUUUUGGUCUCAUUGUCCCUGUAUGGAUAUAACCAGGAAGAAAUUUCGACAAUGUUGCUAGUGACAAUUCAGAAAAUGGAGGGACCUGAUCAUCAAAGAUGCAUUGAAGCAAUUGAAGAUGCAAUAGAUGAUUCCCAAGAUAGAAUGGUAGAGUGUAAAUACCAAGACACUGAUGAAAAUGCAACAUUAAAUUUUGUUGAGGCAACUAGAAAUGAAGAACAUGGUAGAAUCUCUACAAAUCCUCAGUAUGCAGCAUCAAACUACAUGCAUCAGAGAUCAAACACGGAUGGUUCACUUGGUUCAGCAUCUGAUGGAAGUACGUUUGACUCCAUUAACAGUUCUGAGGAGAUGUUACUGGAAGAGACACCUCCAAGGGAAUCUGAAACAGAAAUUUCUAGGCUGCAAAGGCAUGCAGAAGUGAUGGAUCUGGAAGUGCAGGCUCUGCGGAAGCAAAUAGUAAAAGAAGGUAAAAGGGAACAGGAACUAUCAAGACAUAUUCUCAGUCUGAAAGCAGAGCAUGAUGCACUAGAAGAAGAGUAUGAUCAACUGAAGAGUAUGCUGAAUACAGAAGUGCCCAAUCAAUUGAAGAUGGAGAUUGAGCAGUCAAAAUUUCUGUUGGAGGAAUUAAGGAAAGAGCUAAAUCAUGAAAAGGACUUGAAUGGCACAUUAAGAUUUCAGUUGAAGAAGACUGAAGAUUCAAACUCCAAAUUGAUUUUUGCACUAAGAGAUGUUGAAGAGAUCUUGGAACAGAAAAAUGGUGAAAUGGUUGAUCUUUAUGCGAAAGAAAAACCAAACAGUACAUCUGAAGAUGCUCCAGUAGAAAUUCUUAAACAGGAAAUCCUAGACUUACAUAAUGAAAUGGAAGUUUGUAAGAGAGAAACGGAAGAGGUAAAGUUGCAAAGGGAGAAGCUUGUCAUGGAAUCAGAGACAUUGAAGAAAGAAAACCUUGAAAUAUCUCAAAAGUUGGAACAGAACUUAGCAGAGGAAGUUAAGAUGCAGAAUGAGUGCUUACAAUAUUUCAAAACUGCAGAGGAUCAUGCACUUGAGGUGGAGAGAUUGGAGAAAAAAAUCAAGAAACAAGCACUGGAAUUGUCAGUAUCUUCAAGUACCAUCAUUGAGCUCCAAAACCAGGCAAAAGACAUGGAGAAAGAGCUCAUAAGGCAGGCACAAGGAUUUGAGGAAGCUCUGGAAGGAAUAACACGUGCUAAAGUUGAGCAAGAGCACAAGGCUAUCAAAGCAGAGGAUGUCUUAAGAAAGACCAAAUGGAAUAAUGUCAUCAUAGUGCAGAGAAUACAAGAGGAGUUCAAAAGGAUUUCUCUAGGAAUGGAAACAAAGGUGAAUGAAAAUGAGAAGUUAGCCACCAGAGCAGUUAUGGAAGCUAAUGAUCUCCGGCUGCAGAAAGAAGCUCUGGAAGAAAUGCUGCAAAAGGCCAAUAAAGAACUAAGGCAUGUCAAUGAGAGGUUUUCUGUAUUGCUUCAAGAUGUUUCAAAUGAAACAGACACAAAAAGAAAACAAAUAGAUCAGAUGAAAGAGGAACUCAAAGAAAAGUGCCUGCAGAUUGAGAAUUUACAGAAGCAUGUGGAAGAAAUUCAGAAUGCUUUCUCUUUGGAAAGUCAAAUACUAAGGGAUGAGAUGGAAAAGAUCAAAAUGGAGAACAGAUUAGUUGGAAAUCUAGAAGAACAAGGCAGAUAUGAAACAGAAUAUGUUAAGAAAUCAAUUGAUGUGCAAGAACUGCAGCAAAGUUGGAGUGAAGAAAGAAACAAGCUAAAAAGAGAACUUGAUUUAGUGAGAAAGGAAGCACAAAAACUGGAAGAAGAAUCGAAAGCAAUAAGGCCGUUGAAGGAUGAAAAUGAGAUAAGAAUAAAAAAUUUGCUGUCAGACAUAGAAGCACAUCAAAGUCAGCAUAGUCAACUUAAGCAUCAAUUAGCUGAAGAGGAAAUGAAGAAUGAAAACCUCAAGAAAGAAGUUUUCAGAUUAGAAUCUUAUGUUCAAGGAAAAGAAAAUAACAUCACUGUUGAUGCAAGUAAAUCCCAAGCUAUGGAGGAAGGCGCAAGUCCAGAUACAGAAAAAGUCGCAUUGAACAACAAGGGUUCUGCUUUGCUAGUUGUCAACCCAGCUAAGCUUCAUGGUUCAGGAUCGGCUAAGAAUGUUGCUGCAGACAUUGUAAAGUUUGGCUUUAAGAAUCCAAUGAUGGGCUGUAUGGAACAAGCUGCCAACAUAUCCAUUGAAAGUGAACCAGGAACAUGUUCGGGAAAGGAGCUCAAUCUUUCUAUUUCCACAGUAGGAGAUCAACAAUAUAAUUUUCAGUUGCUACAUGAAGUUACACAGAUUAAGGAAAAAAAUAAGAGCAUGGAAAUAGAGUUGAAAGAAAUGCAAGAGAGAUACUCAGAGAUAAGUCUCAAAUUUGCGGAGGUAGAAGGUGAGCGGCAACAACUGGUAAUGACUUUACGGAACUUGAAGAAUGGUAAGAAGACUUAGCAGUUACUGAGAAGAAGACAUCCUGGAAUU